This is a messenger RNA of Aspergillus saccharolyticus JOP 1030-1, 1762 nucleotides long. RefSeq names its product neutral amino acid permease. The transcript has 5 exons. Gene Ontology annotation, cellular component: vacuolar membrane. The record is from RefSeq and is a predicted model, not a curated record. Bases 179 to 1552 code for a protein of 457 amino acids. Gene Ontology annotation, biological process: amino acid transmembrane transport. NCBI's taxonomy places the organism in Eukaryota, Fungi, Ascomycota, Eurotiomycetes, Eurotiales, Aspergillaceae. Gene Ontology annotation, molecular function: amino acid transmembrane transporter activity.
CUGCCCCAGGGAUUUUUUCCGGAAUCUUCUUUAUAACCAGCCUCUUCCCCUGCUCACCUGCUUCACUUCUCCUUCUGUUUCUCCUCCAUCCUUCCUGCCACUCCCUCGCCUCGACGAUAACUCGUCCCCCUUCGUCUCACUCGCCGGUUCCUCUCACCUGCACUCACCACCUCACAAGAUGGAGACUGUCGUCCAGGGAACCCCCCCUCCCUACGCUACCGAUCGGAUCGACGAUAAGAAGGAUGCUUCCGCCGAUCUGGAGAACUACAAGCCUGGCUUCGAGGAAGCCGAUGCCUUCGGUAACGAGGAGCUGGCCGAAAUCAAGUACAAGACUCUGAAGUGGUGGCAAUGUGGUUUGCUUAUGAUCUGCGAGUCCGUGUCUUUGGGUGUGCUUUCUCUGCCCGCAGCAGUGGCUUCUCUGGGUCUCGUCCCUGCGAUCAUUCUUAUCGUCGGUCUUGGUAUCCUGGCCACCUACACCGGCUACAACAUCGGUCUCUUUCGUGAGCGUUAUCCUCACAUCCAGAACCUGGCUGAUGCCGGCGAAAUCCUCCUGGGUCCCUUCGGCCGCGAACUGUUUGGCUUGGGCCAGUUUCUGUUCUGCAUCUUCGUCAUGGGCAGCCAUCUCUUGACCUUCCGCGUCAUGAUGAACACUAUCACCGACCACGCCACGUGCUCGAUUGUCUUCAGUGUCAUUGGCAUGGUGAUCUCUAUGGUGCUUUCGAUUCCUCGUACCAUGAAGGGCAUGACCUGGAUCUCUUUCUUCUCGUUCCUGAGUAUCUUCAGCGCUGUCAUGAUUACGAUGAUCGGCGUCGGUGUUCAAGAGCACCCCGGCCGCAUCAUCGAGGCUACUGUCGACACCUCUCUCUACAAGGCCUUCAGCGCCGUCUCCAACAUCGUCUUCGCUUACUGCGCGCACGUGGCCUUUUUCGGCCUGAUCGCGGAGAUGGAGAAGCCCAAGGAGUUCAAGAAGUCGCUGUUCAUGCUCCAGGGCUUUGAGAUCUGCCUGUACACCACUGCGGCUAUUGUGGUCUACUACUAUGUCGGCAAGGACGUUCAGUCGCCUGCCCUGAGCUCGGCUGGUCCUCUUCUGAAGAAGGUCGCCUACGGCAUUGCCAUCCCUACUAUCGUUGGUGCUGGAGUCGUGAACGGCCACAUCGGUCUGAAGUACAUCUACUUCCGCACCUGCCACAAGUCCGACCUCAUCCACAGCCGCGGCUGGCGCUCGGUCUCCAUCUGGAUCGGUCUUGGUCUUGGCUGCUGGAUUGUGGCCUGGAUCAUUGCCGAGGCCAUCCCUGUGUUCAGCGACCUGAACGGCUUGAUUAGCGCUUUGUUCGCUAGUUGGUUCAGCUACGGUCUCAGCGGUAUUUACUGGAUCCACCUCAACUGGGGCCAGUGCUUUUCCAGCCCCAAGAAGAUUGCCCUCACCGUCCUCAACGUUGGCAUUGCGCUAUUUGGUCUGAUCCUGUGUGUGUUGGGUCUGUACGCCUCGGGCACCGCCAUCCACGAUGACGCCAACAGCAACAGCUUCACCUGUGCCAACACUGACAGCUAAUCGCCAUCAAUCUAUCCUUACGAACGAGACGAUUUCGGUGACUCCGAUGCAUACGACACGUUGGAUCUGGUGGUCGGAUUUUUUUUUUACUUAGGUUUAUGUUAAUGUUUUCUACUACGCGACGCAUGUCUUCGGCAGCAGCUGGACUCCGCUAGCCAGGGCUUCUCCACAGCGAGCGUUCUUUGCAUGAGUGCGGCGGCAUCAUGAUAU